UACGCUGAACUGCCUGAAGAAAAGUGUAUAGAAAUGGGUGACAAGGAAAAAUUGAUCUCUGAUGAGCAAAUCGAGGGUGGAGUUGGAUCCGCUUCUUCAAAAAAUGUGCGAAAGGAGGAGGAUAACUUGCGAGGACCUUGGUACUUGGAAGGCGGAUUUCUUCUGUUCUGGGGACUCCUGUUCUUUGCCGUAGUCAUUCCACUUUUCUAUCAUCUUCCCAAAGGACUAACCAUCGAGGAUGCGUCCAAGGGAGUCUUCAUUGCCGAACGGGCUCACAACAAUCUAUACGAAUUCGAUCAGAUCGGAACCAAAGUUGUUGGCAGCGAUGGAAAUGAGAACAAAACGGUUGAUUUCUUGCUAGGAUUGGUUGCUGAAAUCCAGAAGAAUGUCCUCGACGAGUACUUCGAUAUUGAAGUCGAUCUGCAGGAGGUCUCGGGACAGUACAUCCAUUGGACCAUGGUGAACAGGUAUCAGGGAGUUCAGAACAUUGUGGUCAAGCUGAGUCCCAAGAACACCACAAGUGAAACUUACUUGCUGGUCAACAGUCACUUCGAUUCGAAGCCAACGAGUUACUCGGCCGGGGAUGCUGGUCAAAUGAUUGUCGCCAUGAUGGAGGUCCUGCGAGUUAUGUCUACAACAAAACAACCUUUCCGUCAUCCCAUUGUUUUUCUGUUCAAUGGAGCUGAGGAGAAUCCCCUGCAGGCUUCACAUGGCUUCAUCACGCAGCACAAGUGGGCCAAAAACUGCAAAGUGGUAAUCAACUUGGAUUGUGCUGGCGCUGGAGGUAAGGAAAUUGUGUUCCAGAGUGGACCCAAAAAUCCCUGGAUUAUUAAGUACUACAAGAAGAAUGUUAAACAUCCUUUGGCCACCACCAUGGCUGAGGAAGUCUUUCAAACUGGCAUCCUGCCCUCCGAUACAGACUUUGGUGUCUUUGUAACUUACGGCAAUCUUAUUGGUUUGGAUAUGGCUCAGUUUAUUAAUGGUUACGACUAUCACACCAAGUACGAUCGAUUCACCAAUGUUCCUCGUGGUUCCAUUCAAAAUACGGGAGACAAUUUGCUUGGUCUUGUGCGAGCACUUUCCAAUGCCACUGAACUGGAUGAUACCGCAGAAUACGCAGCAGGACACGCUAUAUUCUUCGAUGUUUUGGGACUUUACUUCAUCAGCUAUACAGAAAGUACUGGAGUAAUUCUGAAUUAUUCAGUUUCCGGAGUAGCAAUUGUUUUGGUUUUCAUAUCCAUUUGGCGAACUUCGAGCAUUUCCCAUGUAUCCCUGGGUCAUGUCCUUAGCUGGUUUAUUCUGAUCCUUGUGCUCCAGAUCAUAGCCUUUGUCCUCGGACUGGGUUUGCCAGUGGCCAUUGCCUAUGUUUUUGACAAAUAUGGACUUUCGCUCACCUACUUUAGCACUCCUGCCCUGAUGAUCGGUCUCUACAUUUGCCCAAGCUUACUUGGACUGAGCUUGCCUUCCUAUAUUUUCCUAAAGUUCCAUAAGAGUGAUAAGGUUCCAUUUGCCCAAAGAUUGCAGCUGGUUCUCAAUGGAAGCGCUGUGGUUCUGGCUAUUAUUGGCAUUGGAAUGAAUGUUUAUGGCCUGCGAAGCACUUAUGUGGUCACUUGGACACUCAUCUUCUACGUGGUUCCCUUGGCUUUUAAUUUGCUGUCCACCCUUCACGAUCGCGGAUUUUCAUGGACUGGCGUUCUCAAGGUCUUCCAAGUGGUUCCCUUCCUUUACAAUAGCUAUUUGAUUUACUGCUUCGUGGUGACCCUGAUUCCCAUGAUGGGACGUUUUGGCAGGGCAACCAAUCCCGAUUUGAUUAUCUCAGCUUUGAAUGGUUUGGGAACCAUUUUGGCUUUGGGUUUCUUGAUUCCCCUGGCCAAUAUGUUCCGUCGGCCCAGCCUGAUAUUGCUUAGUCUUUUGGCCAUUAGUGGUGUAAGCAUUUAUACGGCCACCUCCACCCAAAUUGGCUUUCCCUAUCGACCAAAAACCAAUGUAGAGCGUGUGCCUUACCUGCACGUGCGAAGAACCUUCUACGAGUACGAUGGCACCGUGGCCAAGGAUGAUUCCGGCUACGUGUUCAAUUUCCAGGAUCGUCGAGGACCUGCUCCUUUGGAGGCCUACAAAGUUAACCUGACUGGAUUGGUUAGCUUGACUGAUGAUUGUGCCAAGAUCAUGAUGUGUGGCGUUCCCCUGUAUGAUCAACGUUGGGUUAAGGCCAAGUUGUAUACCAUGUGGCUGCCUCGAGCGGAGGAAAUCAAUCCCCCAUAUGUUCCACAACUGGAACUCUUGAACAAAACCGAAUUGGGUAACAACACAGUGCGCUUGGAGUUCAGGACAAACACCUCGGAUCACAGCAGUGUUUUCAUUCAACCUUAUGAGGAUGUGAGCAUUGUAAACUGGUCCUUGCCCUUGGAUUACAUUGGAACAGAGACGACAUAUCACUUGUACUUCUCGUAUGGAAAGGAUAACUCUCCGUUGACCUUCUUCAUUGACUUUUGGAAAUCCGAUGGUGAUUUCAAGGUACCCCUUUCCCAGAUUGGGUUAAGUGCCCAUUUUAUUGGCAACAAGGGUGAUGCGAUCAGUCAGAAGUUUGCCAGUUCGCUCCCAGCGUUUGCUGCCCCAGUUGACUGGCCAGCAUCGUAUCAGCGGUUCAUUUAUUAGACCACCAGUCCUGGU
This is a messenger RNA of Drosophila ficusphila, 2670 nucleotides long. Its product is annotated as endoplasmic reticulum metallopeptidase 1. The transcript is spliced from 11 exons. Gene Ontology annotation, biological process: proteolysis. The coding region runs from base 34 to 2655 and encodes 873 amino acids. The record is from RefSeq and is a predicted model, not a curated record. Gene Ontology annotation, molecular function: metalloexopeptidase activity. Lineage: Eukaryota; Metazoa; Arthropoda; Insecta; Diptera; Drosophilidae.